Molecule: messenger RNA, 359 nt
Organism: Ilex paraguariensis (yerba mate)
Lineage: Eukaryota; Viridiplantae; Streptophyta; Magnoliopsida; Aquifoliales; Aquifoliaceae
Source: the annotation of a GenBank genome assembly
AAAAAUACCCAAACAAAGAUUUUGACUUUGCCCCUCCUCUUGACAAGGAGAAAGAAAAUUCAACUAUUGAUAAGGAGGCAAAGGUUCCAACUUCAAUUAUUUCUGGGUUGGAGUCCCCUGUUGUUGAUGGUGUUGAAGCUUCUAAGGCUCAGGCUCCUGGGUUGGUUUUGUCUGAGGCAAAAGUGAGAGUUUCUGAGGUUAUUUUGCCCCCGGCUGACCCUAUAGAGGUUGAUACUCUGGCUUCUGCUUCUUCUGAGAUCCCUUCUAACCUUCCUAUUGUUUCUUCUAAGUUGCCUGGAACCCCUUCUGAUAUUUCUGCCAAUUCUUUUGGGUUGCAUGAGGCUGAACCAUCUUUAUAG